This is a messenger RNA of Schistosoma turkestanicum, 1596 nucleotides long. NCBI's taxonomy places the organism in Eukaryota, Metazoa, Platyhelminthes, Trematoda, Strigeidida, Schistosomatidae. The record is from the annotation of a GenBank genome assembly.
AUGGCGAUAGCCGUAGCUGUUAAGCAUCAUGUUGAAAAUUGGUCAAAAAUGUUCCCGAAUCAGUUAGGAGUCGAACUUCAGUCUCUUAUUUUCAUCAAGAAGCUGUUUGCCGUCGCAGUAUCUUAUGUUUUAUAUUUCAGAGAUAUUUUCCCUGAAUCCGCUUUCCAAGACAAACAACUUGAGGGGAUAGAGCUGAAGAUUCUGAAAGAAAGCUCUACAUUACCUGAUUCAUCUAAGAUAGUUUAUUGGCUUAAAGGUUGUUUUGAUGCCAUUGACCGUCAUUUUCUUAAGUCAGCGACCUUAGCACUUUAUUCGCCCGACAAAGGUCUACAUUCAAGCAACGUCAGUGAAUACGAUAUCAUUGAAUCAUAUUGCUUCAGGCUGUCCUAUGGUCAGGAAAAGCUUUCACUUGAUUUAAAAACCGAAAAUCGAGAAGAAACUAAUAGUUUGUGCGAAAUCUCAAGCUCCCCUGAAUUCGAAGUCCGAAAAGCUACUUUGAGUCUCCUAAAAAGUAUUCAAACUGUUGGAGGAAGAUUAUCUAAACUACCAUCGGAACUAAUGAUAACGAUGAAGUUGCAGUAUUAUGAUGAAGUUACACCAGAAAACUAUGUUCCUCCUGGAUUCAAGCAUGCAGAUGAUACCAUUUUCAAUUUUGCAGAAGAUAACAUUAAUAUACGACUCGGUAAUGUGAAAACUAUUCAUCACAGCAUCAAGAUGCAUAUACAGACCAGUCGACAGUUAUUAUCCGGAUCUGUAAAAUCAACCCAGUCGACACAGGAAGAUGAGAGCAUGCACGAACUUUCGUUAGGUUCACUGAACGGAAAUAAAGUAAAUGAGAAAGUUGAUCUCAGUUUAUCAUCUCAACAACAGACUCUAAGAUCUGAUGGAAACGAAUCAGAAAGUUACGAAGCUCGCUGCCCAUGUGGCGUAAAUAAGGACGAUGGUGUGAUGAUUUUAUGUGAUGGGUGCGAUAAAUGGCAACAUGCUGUAUGCUUUCGAAUUCUAGAAGAAGGAGAUGUUCCUACAUCCCAUGUGUGUGAAAUCUGUGCUAAAUUGCAGCCUGAACUGCUUCAAACUGGAGGACUCACAGAUGAAACUAUACAAAAUUUGAGUGUUGAAGCUAGAAAGGCAACUUGCCUUUUUCGACGAGCAUUAGCACUGUGUCUCAACGAAGAUUCAGUCUCACCCGCCUUUAUAGCCAGAAGUCUUGGAGUGGAGUAUACGGUGGCUCGUGGAUUAUUCAGUCGUUUAAUCAAAGAGCAAGUUGUAAAAGGAGCAGGACCACGAAGAGGUGAAAAGCUUGUCGAAAAAGAAUAUUUAGAAAAUAUUGUGUGUCCGCGUUUCUUCUCUUCGAAUAAUUUGCAUGGGAAAUCAUCAUUGGGAUUUGUGGUUUCCCCUCAAAUGCUAACGCCUCAAAAACCGAAUACAAUACGACGGACGCCUGGGAAGCGUGCUUAUGGAGCAUCAAAGUUUUCGCCGAAAAAAGAAUGCGAUUUGUUACUUAAUGUCAGUGAAGACCCAAGAGCAUCACCAACAAUCAAUAAAAGAAGAAAAAUGGAUAUGGCAAACACACCAAUAAGCGUGUUCCGUCAGUGA